AGGACGAGGCGCGCUUUCCUGCCCCAUUUCCUGUCCCCGCGCGCGCUCCCCGCUCCCCUGGCUUCCUCUUUUCCGCCGCCACGACUUCCGCGCGCGCAGCAUCGCCGCCGCCGUUCUCGCGCACAACGGAUCAGAGAUUUUCCCGGCCGUGCGCCCCUCUCGGUGAGAGGCGUCUCCCUCCUCCUACUCCACCUCCCCGCCCUCUACUGUCUCGGGGGAGAGUCGGUUUCGUUCCGAGAUUUCCCUUUUCUCUCUCCGCUCAAUUCGUUUGGAUUGGUGCGCUGCGCCCAAUCCAGUUGGGCGAAGACAUCUGUGGUUCGAUUGAGUCAUUUUCGUCUUCCUCCGAGGAUUUCUGGGGGUUCAGUUGAAUCCCCAUCCGCCACACUAAGCCCGGCCCUACCUGUGUUGCGAUGCGCGGCGAGGCUGGCAAUGACGGCGGUGGCGGGGAUACCCAACUCCUGGACGGCGCCACACCUCGGUUAGGUUCUCCUUCGAGUGAUGACGACGGAACACAGAGUGAGGCGUAUGAUUGGGCGCUGUACGACGAAACACAGCCUCUGGAUGGUGCUGAGACCCAGUUUGUAGACCAGGUGGAGGAGGAGGGUGUGGCUGGCGAUUGGACGGAGACACAGUUGGAGAGUGGCGACGAGGAUGGUGGCAGUGGCAAUGAGGAUGGCGGCGAUGACAGUGACCAAGUGAAGACACAACAACAGGUGGAAGAUGGGGAACGGGGCAAUGAUGGUGGUGGUGGGGAUGAUAAUGCUGGCAAUUGGACUAAGACCCAGUUGGAUGAAGUAUGCGAGGUGUAUGGAGCGAACAACUUUGUUGGAGACAUGGUUGAGGCCCAGUUGGUUGAGGAAUCUGAGGAGGAGGAUGAUGACAAGGAUGGAUUAACUGAUGAUGGUGAGCAUGAUCUUGGUGAGUGGGGGAAGACCCAGUUGGUUGAAGACUCUGAUGAAGACAUAGGUGACGAUGAGUUGAGUGAUGGCACUGUUGUCCUAAGUGACAAUGAGAGCUUGUCAGAAGAUGAGAGGGGCACAAAGUCAGGAACGGAUAAAAGGGAUGCAAAGUUGGGAAUGGAAGGAAGCAUCGAGGGGUUAAAUGGUGGGAUUAAGAAGCAUGAUGAUAACAAUAAUUCGGUAGAUUCUGAUGCAUCAACAGAUGAGGAGGGUGACACAAGUUCAGUAAGGACAUGUGGAAUUUCUGAACCUCGGAACUCUCUGUCUGUGAACUGUAUGAAGCAAUGGAAACAGAAGGCCUGGGUCAACACAAUACAUCCCCUGCCGAAAAUUGUAGAUGAAUCUACUUCGUGUAGCACCUCCGUUGGUUGGGUUGAUAACGACUCCCAUGGUUAUGUACAGAACCAUGAUCAAGACGGAGCAAAAAGCAGAGACAAGUGCUCAACAGCUAAAAAACUUUUUGCCGACACAACAGUGGAGGAUGGUGAAAACAACAGCAGAUGUAUUGCUGGAUUAAGCUAUGUGGGAUCACAAGAGCCUGGUGAUCUGUCACAAGCAAAUGCUUUUGAUGUUGUGGACAGAUUGAUUUCAAUCAAUGGUGGAUUAUCAUCUCAAGAAACGACCCCAAAUAAAUUGGAAAUAGCAAAGCCAUGUGUUUCAAGUAAGAGGGGAACUUUAAUGUUGGCUGAGAAGGUCGACCUUGGUAGAAGUUCCAAUGGGAAAGCAGAAAUAUUUAAAUUUGUGGAUAGCCUUGAGGAUGAGGGAGGAGGUGACUUUUUCAGUAAAAACAAAGACAUCUUGUUGCUGAAACCAAUUGGUAGAGGAAAACCAAGGAGUCAUUUUACAGGAGCAAAGAAAUCUUCCCCAAAACUUUCACGGGGAGAAAAUAAAACAGGGGAAGCGUUGAACAAAAGAAAUUCCAAACUACCUGGGAGGUUGGAAACUAUUCCUUUAACAUAUUCAAGACUAUUCAAAAGUGAUGUAGAGAGUAAGCGGCCUUCUGAAAACAGGACUAAGAAAAACCUUUUGAAGGUCUUAGAUGAUCUAUCAAAUGACAAAUCAUUGGAAGAACAGGAAAAGGCUGAUGUAGUUUUGAAUGAUGUUGGUCCAGAUACUCAAAUGGCUGUUGAAGCAAUGGAUGCCCUGGUACAAUGUUCACCUGCUAAAAGUUUAUCUUCUGAACAUCAAUCUGUGCUCAAUAGAGAUAUGAUAGCUGAGAAGUCUAGAAUAGCUAAAAGUCAUUCGAAGAAUGGUUCUCCUCAGAGAGCUAGCAACAUACAGGAAGGUGUCACAACACGUUCUAAAAAAGGAAAAGUAACUGACUUCAGUGCCAAACCUCAGAAAGAAAGACUAAGAGGAUCUAAGAUGCAACAAAGUUCUGAGUCUAUAGUAAAAGUGAAACAUAAGCAAACAAAGUCUGUGCCAGAGAAGAGCAAAGUUUCAAAGAAAUUUAUCAGUGAAAAUAAGUACCAUGAGACACCUGUUGCUCACCGAACUAGGCAUUGUGGUAGGAAUGAUCCUUCUGCAUUUAUCGAGUUAUCUAAUAAACACUUGAGGAGAGGUAAGAAAAUGACAGGUGACAACUCCACUAUUGGGCAAGUGCAAAAUAACCACAUUGCAACCGAAUCUGGUUUGAGUUAUUUUGAAAAAGAAAGCACAGAGCAGACUUGUACAAAUAAUGAUCAAGAUCUUCAGCAACCUAGGUAUGGAAGCACACAACGGACAAGUGUAAAUAAUGUUCGAAACCUUGAAGCACGCAGAGUUGAAUCAACAACUGUUGUUACAUGCAGAGAUUCCCCAUCACAUCCCAAACGGCAAAGAACACCUACAAAAAUGAUACAGUCAACUGCUCCAGCUGCUGCAAGUCAUGAAAUACCAUCAGAAUUGGCAAGACCAUGCAAGAAAAGGCGGAUUUUCAUAAGAAGUGUUUCUGACCUGCUAAAGUAUGCAAAGAGAGAACCUUCCCAUGGGAAAUCAGCUUCUAUGCUAUCCAGCAUCAUAGAAAAGUCAUUAGCUGCUUAUCCUGUACUUAAUUCUUCUAUAAGAGAUGACAGGAAAACUUCUGAUGUCAUUAGCUCUGCACAGAGACUGAAGGAAUCCUCCCAUAUUGAGAAUACAAGCAAAUCACCAAAAACGAAUCCUCAGGUUCUGGACAGUGCUAUGAAAACACCGUCAAAAGUGGUUAAUGAAUUGUCACCCACUUUUAGUCCUGUGAAUCCAUCAAAAGGCUCAAGUAGGAGCUUGUUAAAAGCUUCUGUUGCGAGAGAAUUGCUGAAGCUAGAUCCUGAAAAUGUACUAUCAAAUCAGCAGAAAAAAGAUUCCAGAAGAGGGAAGGAUAAGGCCAAUGCCAGUAUUUUAUUCAGCCAGCAUUUGGAUGACGAUGUUAUCAAGCGUCAGAAGAAGAUCUUGGCACGCUUAGGAGUUUGUGAAGCAUUUUCGAUGGCCGAUGCAACACACUUUGUUGCAGAUAGAUUUUGCCGCACAAAGAAUAUGCUACAAGCAAUAACUAUGGGCAAGCCAGUAGUUACAUCAAUGUGGCUUGAAAAUUGUGCACAAGCAGGCUGUUUUAUUGAUGAAAGGAAAUAUAUUAUGAGGGACGAAAAAAAGGAAAAGGAGAUAGGUUUCAGCAUGCUUAUAUCACUGGCCUCAGCUUGCAAACACCCUCUUCUUCUGGGAAAAAGAGUCUUUGUAACAUCAAAUGUUAAACCAAGUCAAGUAGUGAUGACUAGCUUGGUUAAGUCAUCAUCAGGGCAGCCGCUAGAGAGGGUAGGACGAUCCAUAAUGGAGGGAAAGGGAGUGCCUCCUGACCUGCUGGUAAUCUCGUGCGAAGAAGACUACGAAGCUUGUGCGCCACUACUCGAGAAAGGUGCUAGUGUUUUCAGCGUGGAGCUUCUACUGAACGGCAUAGUCAUCCAGAAACUGGAGUACGAGAGGCACCGCCUUUUCAUGGACCGAGUCAAACAGACCCGCUCGUCGCGGUGGUUGAAGGACACCGUGCAAGGCCGGUUCGUCCCUGUACCCAAGCGUCCCCGGGCCUAGGCAGCUCAAGACCAAUGUAUAUGUAAGCCAUGCGAAGCUGUUCUUGCUCGCCCCUUGGCCUCUCUCCAGCUGUAGGCCUGUGUAAAUGUAUGUGCCGGCCGCAGGUGCAUCUGCCCUGCUGCCGCUGUGCUGGUUGCUUGAUGCGGGCCUGAUCUUUCUGUUUCUCUCCCCUGUAUGUUGUGCAUUAUAGGUGUUCAUAUGUAUUGUAGCCUGUUUCUUUUUUCUCUCUCUCUCUCUAGCUCUUCUGAACAUACAUAUGUUUACCCGACACAACUGAACCUUAGUGGCGAUGAGAUUGUCACGACGGUGGUAACUGAGGAUUGAUCUCCUUGUUAAGCCGGAUGGCGGGAGACAACAUGUACAGGUUUAUGGGCCAUGGGUCGUUAUAAUAAGUGAUAGUGGGCUAAUUCCUGUCUGGCUA
This is a messenger RNA of Zea mays, 4419 nucleotides long. RefSeq lists its product as uncharacterized. The coding region runs from base 411 to 3998 and encodes 1195 amino acids. The transcript has 8 exons. The record is from RefSeq and is a predicted model, not a curated record. NCBI's taxonomy places the organism in Eukaryota, Viridiplantae, Streptophyta, Magnoliopsida, Poales, Poaceae.